AAUAAAAUCAUGGCUUAUACAAAAAUAUCUAAAGUUAAAGAAGAGGAUGUUCUUGAAUGUUUUCUUUAUCCAAAAAUUUGUUACACAAAACCUUCAGUGACUAUAACAGAAGAAAUACUUGUACAAGAAAUUACAAAAUACAAUAAAGAAAUUGCACCAUAUAUUGAAGAUUAUAUUUGGCAUAAUGAUAAUUUAACUUUUAAUCCUAGAACAAAGGAAGCAUUAUUAUUAGAAAAGCUUAUUGAAAAUUCUACAGUUGUAGAAGAAUGUAACAUAUUGCCUCACAUUUAUGUACGAUUAUGUUUCGAUGAAGAUAUAAGUGAUGAGUGGUUUACAGUCUUUCUAAUAUUUAAUCUUACACAAAUUUUUGAUGGGUUAAUUGCUAAAGUUGUAGAUUCUGAUGGUGAAUUUCUGUUAAUUGAAGCUGCAAAUGUUUUACCCCCAUGGGCUAAUCCUGAAACAUGUGAAAAUCAUGUAUUUAUAUAUAAUGGUGAACUGCACAUUGUUCGUGAAAAACAUAAGACAUUGUUGAAUUUAUUAAAUAAUGUUCGAGAGAAAACAUAUCUUUUCAAAGCUUCUGAAAAAGUACAAGAUGUGUUAAGAAAACGAAUUAACAUUUAUCCUGAUGAGAUUAAAAAAAGACAUCAUAAAGCUCGAGUUUUUCUACCAGAAAAAGCAGUUUCAAUACUUCGACAAGAACCAAGAUUGGUUGCAUUAGUUGUCAGAACUAUUUGUCACUCUGAUCCAAUUGAGAGAAAAGUUUGUCGUGCUAUGAAAUAUUUUCCUCCUGAGCAGCGUAUUAUGGUUAAUGUAAAAAUGACAAAAUGUUUGUAUGCUAUGGCAAAUCAUUGUCGGUAUACAGGAGAUCCAAGAACAGGCUGGAAUAUACCACCAAUAACUUGUUCAAAGUAUAAUGCUCAUAUACUUGGAAUUAAAAUAGCAUGUGGUUUAGAAAUGUUAGUUGCUCGUGCAAAUGAAGAACGUAGAAAAAGAGAAAAAAGAUCAGUUAAUGAUUCAGAAAAAUUAAAAGCAAAUGAAGGUGUUUUAAAUGCAUAUUUAACUCGUUUAGAAGUUAGUGGCUACUUUAGAAAUUUAUUAAAAGGCAGUGAAGAAUAUGAAAAGCUCUUGAAUGCAGCGAAAGAUUAUUACUUGAAAUAUUUUAAUCUAUAUAAUUCUAUUACCAACACUAAUAAGAGUGAUGCUGAAAAAAUUUUAGAAGCAUGGGAAAACAUACAGUCUAAUGAUGUUGAAUUGCAUGUUCAAGAUGAAGGUGCAUUGAGCCCUGCAGAUAGUGAUAGUUGGUUAAAUGUAGAUCCAGUACAGUUAGAAACGUAUUUAAGUGAGAAAUGGGGAAAUGUUAAAAGCAAGAAAUACGAGCAAGAAUCAUUAAGUCUUAAAGAAAAAGUACAAAUGUUCUUAAAUCAAAAUAGCGAUAUUGAUGGUGUACAAUUCCUAGAAGAUCUUUCAUCAGAAGCUUAUGUAAUGCAUGACCCAGAAGACAAUGGCAAAGUUGAAUUCGAUGCAGAUAUAUUUGACAGUACAUUGAAAGGUAUAUUAGACUUGGUUGUUCCAGGAAAUGAAGACGAAUUUGAAGGAAGUUCAGAAGGUUCCUUAGGUGAAGACGAUGAAGAUAAAAGGAAUGAAAUGGAUAAAUAUAUGCGAUUGUUAAAUUCUGAAUUACAAUCUGAAAUGGAAAAAGAUGAGGAUUCUGAAAUGAAUAAAGACUCUGAUAUUAUAGAAGAUAAUUUAAUAAAAAGUAUUACAGAGGAAGCAGGUGGUUCAGGACCAACUGGAAAUAUAAUAGGUGGACCUACUCGACGACUUCUGCAUUUGCAAUUACAAUCACCCACUAAAAUACCUCCUGAUUUACAAAGUUAA
This is a messenger RNA of Eufriesea mexicana, 1878 nucleotides long. It is a transcript of the gene ecd, whose product is annotated as ecdysoneless cell cycle regulator. Gene Ontology annotation, cellular component: nucleus. The coding region runs from base 10 to 1878 and encodes 622 amino acids. The transcript is spliced from 5 exons. Lineage: Eukaryota; Metazoa; Arthropoda; Insecta; Hymenoptera; Apidae. The record is from RefSeq and is a predicted model, not a curated record.